This is a messenger RNA of Phragmites australis (common reed), 1352 nucleotides long. Its product is annotated as zinc finger protein 8-like. The record is from RefSeq and is a predicted model, not a curated record. Gene Ontology annotation, molecular function: DNA-binding transcription factor activity. NCBI's taxonomy places the organism in Eukaryota, Viridiplantae, Streptophyta, Magnoliopsida, Poales, Poaceae. Gene Ontology annotation, biological process: response to gibberellin; trichome differentiation; trichome morphogenesis. Bases 364 to 1167 code for a protein of 267 amino acids. The transcript has a single exon.
UGCCAGUGCAAGAAAUAUUAUGUGAGAGGGGAGACGAGAUGAGAUGGCCUCAGGCUAGCUACCACACUAGGAGGAGACUACUAGCAAGCACCAGCAGGGCACAAGCAGCUACUGCAACUGCCACUGCAGCUGCAUGCAUUUGUACUUGGUGGUGAGAGUAAGGGAGCUUUAAGCUUAGUCGUCCCCCUCGGCUCUUACAUGCAUGGUCCCCUUCCCGGCUCGCCUCCUCGGCUCCGCUCCUCUCCGACCUUAAAACCGCACCAACUCGUACCCAACUUCUCGAGCUCACACACAGAGCAAGCUCGUCGCCACAGAACCUACGACGUAGCUAGCUAGGUAGAAUUCUUCGUUUAGCAGCCUGCCAUGGCGAAACCGCAGGACGUGCGCAGCGUCGACUCGUUCUCGCAGCUGCCGUUCAUCCGGCCGGCCCCCGCGCCGUCGCCGCAGCAGCCGCGGGACACCAUCCGGCUGUUCGGCUGCGAGUUCCCCAACGACCAGGUGCAGGGCGCCAAGGAGGCCGCGGCCGACUCCCCAGACGCGGCCAACGGCAGCACGGUCACGUCAGAGAGCAACGCCAAGAGCGGCGGCAGCAGGGCCGCGGCGACGGCGGAGAGGAAGUUCGAGUGCCACUACUGCUGCCGCAACUUCCCGACGUCGCAGGCGCUGGGCGGGCACCAGAACGCGCAUAAGCGCGAGCGCCAGCAAGCCAAGCGGGCCCACCUCCAGGCCUCCCUCGCCAUGCACCGCUACGUGCCCGGCAACACGUACGGCCUCUUCAACCACCACCACCACCUCGGCCUCUUCGACCAGCCGACGCCGCUGCUGCCCCCACCGCCUGCGCACUACCCGAUGUGGACGAGCGCCAGCCCGGGACCCUACGGCGGCGGGCCAAACUCCAUGUCGCAGCCUAUUAACGGUAGCCCGGUGCCGGGGCUAUGGAGGAUGCCGCCGCCGAUGGAGACUUUCGGCGUGGCCAGCCGGCACGGCGCUGAAACGGCCAUGGUGGUGGGGCCAGCAGGGGAGCUAACAUGCAAGGACGAGAAGGCGAUGAUGAGCUUGCUGUCCUCCUCGCCCUCGCUGUCGUCGUGCUCAUCCACGUCGCCGGAAAAGCUAGGUAGGUGUGAAUUGGAGAAGAAAGAGAGUGUUAGCUUGGACCUCCAUUUGUAAUUUUUGUUUAGGUUUCUUCUUAUGGAUUAGCAGUUGCAAGCGCAUGUUAAUUCUCAUAGUUUAAAUAAUCUUUAUUUUUUGCCGUCGGAAAUCCAAGUUAAUUAGAGCUAGCUAGCUUGUGGCCCUUUACUAAGUGAAGAUCAGAAAGAACUUCACUUGCAAGAAGAAGAGAAAAUAUUCAAGAA